Molecule: messenger RNA, 1028 nt
Organism: Mizuhopecten yessoensis (Yesso scallop)
Lineage: Eukaryota; Metazoa; Mollusca; Bivalvia; Pectinida; Pectinidae
Product: vegetative cell wall protein gp1-like
Exons: 2
Source: RefSeq, a predicted model, not a curated record
CGACAGUUCCCAACACCACCUCUCCACCCAGCGACAGUCACCUGCCCAACCUCACCACCCAGCAACAGUCACGAGCACCACCUCACCCCCCAGCGACAGUCCCCAGCACCACCUCCCCACCCAGCGACAGUCCCCAACACCACCUCCCCACCCAGCGACAGUUACCAACCCCAACUCCCCAACCAGCGAGAUACACCAGCCCCACCUUCACACCCAGCGACAGUCACCAGCACAACAUCCCCACCCAGCGACAGUCACUAGCGGCACCUCAUCAUCCAGCGACAAUCACUAAAACCACCUCUCCACCCAGCGACAGUCACCAGCACCCCCUCCACCCAGCGAAAGUCACCAGCACCACCCCUCCACCCAGUGAAAGUCACCAGCAUCACCUCUCCACCCAGCAACAUCAACCAGCACCACCUCACCACCCAUUGAAAGUCCCCAGCCACACCUCACCACCCAGCACCUCCCCACCCAGCGACAGUUAUCAGCACCACCACUCCACCCAUCGAAAAUCACAAGCCCCACCUCCCAACCCAGCACCUCCCAACCGAGCGACACCCCUCCCCACCCAGCGACAGUCACCAUCCCCACCUCUCCACCCGGCGACAGUCACCAGCCCCACCUUCCCAGCCAGCGACAGUCACCAGCACCACCUCCCCACCCAGCGACAGACACCAGCACCACCUUCCCACCCAGCGACAGACACCAGCACCACCUUCCCACCGAGCGACAGUCACCAGCAACACCUCUCCACCCAGCGACAGUCACCAGCACCCCCUCCACCAAGCGAAAGUCACCAGCACCACCUCGCCACCCAGCGACAGUCAACAGCACCACCUCACUACCCAGUGACAGUCACCAGCCAAACCUCACCAUCCAACACCUCACCACCCAGCCAUAUUAACCAGCCCGACCGCUCCACACAGCCAAAACCAUCAGUCACAGUUCACCAUCCAGCCAAAGUCACCAGCUCCCCCUUUCUUCAAAGCAAACGCCAUCAGCCCCAUCUCACGAAAAAGCCGUAG